This is a messenger RNA of Solanum stenotomum, 561 nucleotides long. RefSeq names its product vacuolar protein sorting-associated protein 2 homolog 3-like. The transcript is spliced from 9 exons. Lineage: Eukaryota; Viridiplantae; Streptophyta; Magnoliopsida; Solanales; Solanaceae. The coding region runs from base 1 to 561 and encodes 186 amino acids. Gene Ontology annotation, cellular component: multivesicular body; ESCRT III complex. Gene Ontology annotation, biological process: protein transport; endosome transport via multivesicular body sorting pathway; late endosome to vacuole transport. The record is from RefSeq and is a predicted model, not a curated record.
AUGCACACAAUCUCUGUUAAUAUAGAGGGUAUUGAGAAGGAAAUUUCUGCUUUACAAUCAGAGGAAAAAAAACUUGUUGCUGAAAUAAAAAGGACUGCUAAAACUGGAAAUGAGACAGCAACAAAAGUUCUAGCACGUCAGUUAAUCUGGCUUAGACAGCAAAUAGCCAACUUGCAAGGUAGUCGGGCCCAAAUGAGAGGUAUAGCGACUCACGCACAGGCAAUAUCUGCCCAAUCUUCGGUUGCUGCAGGCAUGAAAGGAGCCACUAAGGCUAUGACUGCUAUGAAUAAGCAAAUGGACCCUGCAAAGCAAGCGAAGGUGAUGCAAGAUUUCCAGAGGCAAUCAGCUCAAUUGGAUAUGACGACUGAAAUGAUGUCAGAUGCCAUAGAUGAUGCUAUAGAUGAUGACGACGAAGCAGAAGAGGAAACUGAAGAUUUGGCAAAUCAGGUCAUUGAUGAAAUUGGAAUUGAUGUUGCCUCACAGUUGUCAGCGGCUCCCAAGGGCAAAAUUGCUGGAAAAAGGACUGAGGAAUCAAGCAGGUUCGUCUUCAUUUUCUUCUGA